UCGCGCGGCUCGAGGCGGUCAGUUGCGCGCGCACAGCUCGCUCGUGUUGACAGGCAGCGCGAGGCUGAAGAGUUACGCUUUUUAUUACAGAAAUCGCGCAAAAAAACUGCGCAGGAAUAGUUUUUAACGGGUUUUUACGGUUUACCGUCAGAUUACAUCGAGCACACCGGUUCGCGCGAGGAGUGAACAACACUGAAGAGUGAACAGUGAGGAGUGAACAGUGCUGUAUGUAGGGCUUCAGUCACGGCGGAGCACCGGCUAGCGAUAUUUCUACGAAUUUUCUACGAUAUUUCUACGAUCAGCUGAACUGAACAGGAGUAAAUCAGAGUUUUGGGAUGGAUCCAGGAAUUAGAAAUAAAAGAAGAAUCCUGCUGCCGCUCUUCUGCAUUACUCUGGUUUGGAGGCAAGUGGCAGCAUUAGCAGCAGAGAACGAUAAAGAAUUUAAAUUCUGUGGGUUCUGGAAUCACGGUGACGGCCUGAGGAACCUGGUCUAUGAUUUAAAGACAGGAUGCAACAGUAUCUACAUUUCAGCCAAUGAGAGCACACUGUCCCUCCGCGGAGAGAUCACGGCUCAGUGUGUCAAAUCUGAAGUCAUGCCCCUGUCCUCGUCCCCGUCCCCGUCCCCGGGGCCUAGUCACUUCUGUGUGUACUGGGAGCCUCUGCUGGACCGGUUGAUGGUGAAGGUGGGCGACAGGGAGAUCCCGCUGUGCAAGUCUCGCGGUGUUCAGACGACCUGUUGUACUAAUCUCUCCGGCGGGAGACAGACACCGGCACGGGACUACGGUAUCAUCAACGCCAGCGUAGGUGGAGACCCUAUUACCAGUAAAGUCAUGGCGGAGUACGAGUUCGGAGGCGACUCCAUCAACUGCAAGGAAGAGUUCUGCGAAAAGGUGGUCCAAAAAGCAAGAGGGGCGAACAUGAUCGAGGACGCUGUGAUGAGAUCCAACACUGUGGGAAACGUGGAUCUGCCGUGUGCCGAGAGCUCUGUGAUUGAGAUGAAUGAAGACUUUUCAGGAUACAAUCUUACCCUGACUGCGAAGAAGGAUCCUACCACAGUGCACCUGCCCGCCUGCCUCAAACCUCCAAACAAAACGAAAGCCAAAGUAGUCUGUACUUACUACAAAAACAUCUCCAUGUUCCAGGGAUCUGAGAAGGUUCUGGAUGAAGUGAUCGGGAUCUCUGUGGAAAAUGAGAUUAUUACAAACCUCCCAGAGCCUGUCAGAAUUAAGUUCCAUCACUCUGACAUUCUGGCAAAUCAGACCGCAAAGUGUGUGUCCUGGGACACGAGGAAAGAUAACGAGAUAACGUGGAGGGAGGAGGGUUGCGUAACGGUUCACAUAAACCCCAAAGAAACCGAGUGCCGCUGUAACCACCUCACGUACUUCGCUAUUCUUGUGCAAGUGAACCCAACCAAAACACUGCGCCACCUGCAGGCCCUCACCUACAUUACAGCGGUGGGCUGCGCCGUGUCCAUCGUCAGCUGUGUGGUCCUCUUCAUCGUACUCUGCAGGAGAAGGAACUCCAGGAUACCAACAGGCCGGCGGUCCAGCAGCCUGGUGCACCGUGGCCUGGUGGUGGCGCUCUUCUUCCUGUGUCUCCUCUUUGUCCUCACCGGCACUAUUGGUAAUUUGGAGCACCAGGGGGCGUGUGUGUUCAUGGGGGCACUACUGCACUACGCUCUGCUCAGCACCCUCUGCUGGAUGGCUGUGGAAGUGAUCCAGUCGUUCAUGAUGGUCUGCAUGGUAUUCAAACGGUUAGACCCAAACCCAUGGAUCUGGUACCUGCUGGGAUUCGGUUUUCCAGUUCUGCCUGUGGUUAUUCUGGCGUCCAUGGGGAAUAUUUACGGUCAGAGGACAGUUAUGUCCAGUGAUGAAGCUGCAAAGCCCUUUCGCAUGUGCUGGAUGACGGACUCUCACCCGGCUUUACUCGCUCACUUCAUUCUGAACCUGGGCUUCCUGGCUGCGGUGGCGAGCUCCGGCUGCAUCAUGCUCCUCCAGGUGGUGAGACAGGUUCAAAACACAAAACAUAAAGAGUGGGAACAAAAUCGGGUGAAGUUUCUCAGUAUCUGGGGGCUCAGCUGUCUGUUCGGCACCACCUGGACUCUGGCCUUCGGGACGACGUCAGAAACCGUCGUCUUUUUCUUCUGUAUCAUCAACUCUCUGCAAGGAUUUUUCCUGAUGUUGCGGUUCUAUGCUUUGGAGUGGAUCCAGACGCAGAAGACUAAUUCUGAAUCCAGUAGCAGCACUUCCUCCACACCACACAACACGUCAUCAGGCACGGACAAGAGCAAGGAGCCCAUUCUUAAAGAUUCUUAAAGCUUUUCAUGAGCUUUUAUCUUUGUAGAUGAGCUGUGCUGGAUGAACCUGGUCAGUACUGUAACUUAACAUUCCCUUUAGGAGCCAGGUGAGCUCUGACUUUGUUGGAUUUCUAUUUUAACAGCGCAGCUACCUGACUAUUCAUACAGUAAGAUCAACAUCAACAUACAGAGAACUGCUUUCAAUUACACUGCCAAGAUACCAAAAGAUAUGGAAGAGCAGAAUGUUCAUGAAGCUAAUUGAUCAUGAAGUGUCACCUUAGGGCACAGAUCGUACACCUGUGUAAGUUGUGAGGGGAUAUCUUGUGAGUGAGCUUGAUUAAGGACUGGGCAGAUUAAUUAUGAGAGUUGUACUGAGGUCCGAAAGUGGGUGCAGAUUGGAAUACACCAUAGUUAAGGUAAUAAUACCACCCACAGUGUACAGUGCAUUGGGGGGUUAUGAUGGUGACCGGCGGUGUCUGGCUAGAAUUGUCCAUGUAAACAAUACAGUACAGUAGAAUUCAAUAAAUCAAUUAAUCAACCUUUAUUUCCACUUGGUAAUACAUUGAGGGUAACCCUUAUUUUCAAUGCAGCCGAGCAUUUACAAAAUAAAAGGGACUAAAAAAAAUAAGUUUAAAUGAUAAAAACAAGCAAACAAUAUAAGAUUUAAUUAAGAAGAAGUAAAAUAAUUCAGAAUAAAAGCAUAUGCUAAAAUGUAAAGCAAUAAAACAAAGAGAUAAAUAAUUAGAAUGAUAAAAUAUAAACACAAUUAAAGAAAUACAGGACUAAAAUAACACCAAAAUUAUAAAAAAGUAAAUGAUGGAACUAACAUAAAUAAGUUUAAAAAAAGGAUUAAAAAAAAUAAAAGGAUGAAAUAAGUAAAAUAAAUAAAAUAAAAAGGCUAAAAGAUAAAACAUAAAAUUUGACAAAUAAAAAGACAAAAUAGAUAGAAGAAAAAAAAAAUUAAAAGAAAAAACUUUUAGGUAUUAAACGUUUAAAAGACACAGAUUCCACAUCACAUUUAAAUAUCCAAUAUAGUCAACAUGUUUCAUAAGCACUGUAUAUGUUUAUUGUUGUGUUUAUUGUAUGUUUUCACAAGGGCAUUCUUAUCGAUUUUUAUUUCUGUAAAUAAAUAUAUAUAUAAAUGUAUAUAUUUCCUGCAGGUCAGGUUUUUAGAAAUGCCUUUUUAAAGUACUGCACUGAAUACAGAGUGUAAAAUUGAGAGAUUGUUUUAGAUACAGUGCAGGGCCAGAGUCUUGUUGUUUUUAAGCUCGUUCUUUAUUCCUAAUAAGCUUUUUUUUUUAUUUUCUAUUCAUUUUUAAUGGAGUCCAGCACUUUAGGUUUUUUUUUUUUUAGGUUUAUUAUUGUGCAAAACUACUGCAUUAAAUGUUAUAUAUCAUAAAAAGCACAACUUUAGCCAAAUCAGUACUUAAGGCCAGUAAUGAAUUAAAUGUAAAACGUUUUACUUGCUGGGUUUUUAUUGGUACGUCGGAUAAAAAUGAACUUUUUACCUUUAUUUUAAUUCCUGAAGCUAAAUGAAUGCCAUACACUAAAAAAAUUGCAAAAGUCGUGAUAAAUCAGUGUGUAAACUGAAAAUCAAGAGGUACCCCGUGGAACUAAAUGCUUGGGAAAGCCCAUCCACACCUGUGUGUAAGUUGUGAGGUGUUAUCUAGUGAGGGAAGUUAAACACAGUGUCACAUGUGUACCGGGAAUAUGUCAUAUAAGCCUAAUAUUACCACCCGCAGUGGACAGUGCAGUGCAGUGGGUUGUAAUGAUGGCGACCGGCGGCGUCUGGCAUGAAGUGUCCAUGCGUACAGAUAUGCAAAUGCUGUAAACAGUGUUUUAAUUUUGUAUAUUUGAUCAGUGUUUUUAGAUAAUUAACAUCUACAAACGUCUGCAAUCACUGUAACUCCGCCCCCCAGGCCUCUGAGGCACUUUUAUUUAUUCUAAAGCUGAAGAUAAAACGUCUGUUCAUGUGUAUUUUCUGUAUUUUGUGUUAUUUUAGUAAAAUGUGAUCUUAUUGUUGUAUAAAAAUAAAAGAUACAAAUUGUUAUGGA
This is a messenger RNA of Astyanax mexicanus (Mexican tetra), 4350 nucleotides long. Its product is annotated as adhesion G-protein coupled receptor G5. Gene Ontology annotation, molecular function: G protein-coupled receptor activity. The coding region runs from base 336 to 2315 and encodes 659 amino acids. Gene Ontology annotation, cellular component: membrane. The transcript is spliced from 14 exons. Lineage: Eukaryota; Metazoa; Chordata; Actinopteri; Characiformes; Acestrorhamphidae. Gene Ontology annotation, biological process: cell surface receptor signaling pathway; adenylate cyclase-activating G protein-coupled receptor signaling pathway. The record is from RefSeq and is a predicted model, not a curated record.